Messenger RNA from Sorex fumeus (smoky shrew), 906 nucleotides. RefSeq names its product mitochondrial ornithine transporter 2-like. Lineage: Eukaryota; Metazoa; Chordata; Mammalia; Eulipotyphla; Soricidae. The coding region runs from base 1 to 906 and encodes 301 amino acids. Gene Ontology annotation, molecular function: L-ornithine transmembrane transporter activity. The transcript has a single exon. Gene Ontology annotation, biological process: mitochondrial L-ornithine transmembrane transport. The record is from RefSeq and is a predicted model, not a curated record.
AUGAAGUCCAAUCCGGUGAUUCAAGCCACCAUAGACUUCACAUCAGGGGCCAUCGGAGGGACAGCUUGUGUCCUGACUGGGCAACCCUUCGACACCAUAAAAGUUAAGAUGCAGACGUUCCCCAACCUGUAUAAGGGCUUCAUCGACUGCUGCCUGAAGACGUACUCUCAAGUGGGCUUUGGGGGCUUCUACAGGGGGACCAGCCCGGCACUGAUGGCAUAUGUUGCCGAGAACGCAGCCCUCUUUAUGACCUAUGGCUUCUGUCAACAGUUUGUGAGGAAUGUGGCUGGACUGGACAGGCAUACAAAGCUGAGUGAUUUGCAGUCUGCAACUGCUGGUUCCCUUGCUUCUACCUUUGCUGCGCUGGUACUGUGUCCCACGGAGCUUGUGAAGUGCCGGCUACAGGCCAUGUAUGAAAUGGAGUUGUCAGGGAAGAUAGCAAAAAGCCACAGCACCGUUUGGACCAUGGUGAAGACUAUCUUUAGAAAAGAGGGUCUCAUGGGCUUCUACCAUGGAUUCUCUAGUACUUUGCUCCAAGAAGUACCGGGAUAUUUCUUUUUCUUUGGGGGUUAUGAGCUCAGCCGAUCGUUUUUUGCCUCAGGGACACCAAAAGAUGAACUCGGCCCUGUCUAUUUGAUGAUAAGUGGUGGGUUUGCUGGAGUUUGUCUUUGGAUUGUUGUAUACCCAGUGGAUUGUAUUAAGUCCAGAAUUCAGGUUCUUUCCAUGUCUGGGAAACAGGCAGGAUUUAUCAGAACUCUCUUAAGUAUUGUGAGAAAUGAAGGAGCAGCAACCCUAUAUUCUGGAAUGAAAGCUACUAUGAUUCGAGCAGUUCCUGCCAAUGCGAUGCUAAUUUUGGCCUAUGAAUAUAGCAGGAAGAUGAUGAUGAGCCAGUUUGAAGCAGAAUAA